Lichtheimia ornata is the source of this 252-nucleotide messenger RNA. RefSeq lists its product as uncharacterized. Lineage: Eukaryota; Fungi; Mucoromycota; Mucoromycetes; Mucorales; Lichtheimiaceae. The record is from RefSeq and is a predicted model, not a curated record. The transcript has 2 exons. The coding region runs from base 1 to 252 and encodes 83 amino acids.
AUGUCUUCCAGUGUUGGCGCCAAUUGCACAGAGCUCAAGCAAAAGUACGACAACUGCUUCAACAAGUGGUAUUCGGAAAAGUUUCUCAAGGGUGAUACAACGCCUGAAUGCGAAGACCUGUUCAAGGAUUAUAGAGCUUGUGUCAUGGCAACAUUGAAAGAAAAGGGUAUCGACAAAUUGCUCGAUGAGUCUCGCAAGGAAGCACCUUUCCCCUCAACCUCUUUCCAGGACAAUGAGAAGAAGUCGUCUUAA